Molecule: messenger RNA, 345 nt
Organism: Aspergillus terreus NIH2624
Lineage: Eukaryota; Fungi; Ascomycota; Eurotiomycetes; Eurotiales; Aspergillaceae
Exons: 2
Coding region: 1-345 (114 amino acids)
Source: RefSeq, a predicted model, not a curated record
AUGUCUGCCCGACCCCUUUCGCAGUGCCUCCGCGCCCGCGCCCUUUUCCGCCAGCCCCAGAACGUGCAGGGCUUUUCGACCCGAAGCAACCUCCGCGCCGCUGAUCACGGUGAUCACUAUGAUCCUCCUACUGGAUAUCUUUUCGGUAUCAAGCCCGGCCAGAAAUACGUGAAGGAGGGCUGGGAGAACCUGUGGUACUACGGAUUUAUCGGUAGUCUGCUCGUUGCUGGAGUCGCAUACGUUUUCAAGCCAGACACCUCGAUACAAACAUGGGCUCUGGAGGAAGCCCGGCGGAGACUGGAGGCUGAGGGUAUCCUGGAGGAUCCUGACAAGCAGCGCAAGUAA